This is a messenger RNA of Staurois parvus, 313 nucleotides long. The record is from the annotation of a GenBank genome assembly. Lineage: Eukaryota; Metazoa; Chordata; Amphibia; Anura; Ranidae.
CGGAACUUCCCCUUUUGGGUGGAGCUCCGUUUUAAAGGACUGCUCCCCCGCUCCUCAUUAGGGUUGGAACCUUUUAGGGGCGGGGGGGAGCGGGUACCCGAAUUUGACAGGUACCGGCUCCCAAUUGCGGUCGGACGGCCUAGGCGAUAGGAAAUGGAAGGUGUCCUCCCUCCCUGUAGUCUUUUGGGACACGUGACAGAUCCCAGAAGACUACAGGACCAUUCAUGAAGCGCAGCGCUACUCACGCAUGCGUAGUGGGCACCCGGUUGUGAAGCCACAAGCUGUCACAGCCGGGUGCCCACUCUGAAGAUGC